ACAUCUAUAUUUCGGCGCCCGGUUCAACCUCAGUGAGCAUCCACAGUUGGUGUCUAUUUUAUUUUCGCUGACCGACGCUCCUUCUCCAGGGAUGGAGUAUGGAAAAGAGAGAGUGGUGGCGUUGGUGGACAUGGACUGUUUUUACGUCCAGGUGGAGCAGAGGCUGAAUCCAGCUCUGAGGAACACUGCCUGUGUGGUGGCCCAGUACAAGACGUGGAAAGGAGGCAGUAUCAUAGCUGUGAGCUAUGAGGCCAGGGCCCAUGGUGUCACCAGGAACAUGUGGGUGGACGAUGCAAAGAAACUGUGCCCAGACCUCCAGGUGGCACGAGUGCGUGAGUCUCAUGGCAAGGCAGAUCUAACACAUUACAGGGAGGCAAGUGUGGAGGUGAUUGAGGUGAUGUCUCGCUUUGCUGUGAUCGAAAGAGCCAGCAUUGAUGAAGCCUACAUGGACCUGACUGCUGCAGUCCAGCAGCGGCUGAAAACCAUGACGGACAAACAAAUAGAGCCUCACCUGCUGAAGACAACCUACAUCCAGGGGUACCCACAAAGUUCACAGGAAGAGGAUACAUCUGCAGAGGAUGCUGUCUUGGAUAAAGAGGAGCUGAGGUCCAGAGGUCUCCAGGAGUGGCUGGCAUCCUUACCUGCCCCUCCAUCAGGGGAGCAUAGCUCUGCAGAUCUGCAGCUGACUGUGGGGGCACUCAUUGUCGAGGAAAUGAGAGCAGCCGUGGAGAAACACACAGGCUUCCGCUGUUCAGCAGGGAUAUCACACAAUAAGGUACUAGCCAAGCUAGCUUGUGGACUGAACAAACCUAACCGGCAAACUGUUCUGCCUCUGGACUCUGUAACAGAACUUUUCAACUCUCUACCCAUCAGCAAGAUCCGUAACCUGGGGGGUAAGCUGGGUGCCUCCAUCACUGAAACUCUGGGAAUUGAGAACAUGGGAGAUCUGACUCGCUUCUCUCAGGCCCAACUGGGACAGCACUUUGGAGAAAAAACAGGCCAAUGGUUGUAUGACUUGUGUCGGGGGAUUGAGUUUGAAGCAGUAAAACCCAGACAGCUACCUAAGUCCAUCGGCUGCAGUAAAAACUUCCCUGGGAAGACAUCACUGGCUACAAAAGAGCAGGUACAGUACUGGCUUCAUCAACUUGCUCUUGAGUUGGAGGAGAGGCUGACCAAGGACAGAGAAGUGAAUGGUCGAGUGGCUAAAUUGUUGACAGUUGGUGUACGUCAGCUUGGGGAUAAGAGGCCGAGCAGCUUUUCUCGCUGUUGUGCUUUAGUGCGCUAUGAAGCGACCAAAAUAUCCAGUGACAGUUUUGCCAUCAUCAAGAGUCUCAGCACAGCAGGAAGCCACCAGGCUACAUGGACUCCACCCCUCACCCUGCUACACCUCUCAGCCAGCAAAUUCAGUGAUGCUCCAUCAGCAGGAGGGAUAGCUGGUUUCCUUUCCAGUGAUGUCACUUCAACCCAGAGCCUUUUCUCAACCACUCAGUCCACCACACAGCCACUCUCUGAACUGAAAAAUAACUCAACAUGCAAACAACCUGGCACUAUUCAGUCCUUCUUUCAAAAGGCAUCUGAGAAACAAAGACAGAAAGCAACAAAAGAAGAUGAGGAGGAGGAUGAAGAUAGAAGAUCCACAGGAAUUCUCCCAUGUUCAGCCAUCACUUUCAAACCCUCUGCAACUGGUAGUCAAGAAGAGUCAGGUAUCAAUAGCCCUCUUUCUUCCUUACCACCUUCCCCUCAUUGUAAGAAUGGUUCAUCCAGCCCCCAUCCUGGCAUUUCCUCUUUCUUCCACAAGAAGAGUCUUGAGAGAAGCUCCCACGCCUCAGCAUCAACGACAUCAACUGCAACAGUCAAUGAAAAAGAAGACUCGGAAGACACUGUUGCUCUUGGGUCAGGCCUGCAGGAUAAACAUAGCUCAGAGUUUACAUGUCACCAGUCACCAUGUGAAGAGUUAAAGGAUGAACUGGACAUUAAUGCAGAGGAAAAUCGCAAUCGUCCUAGUGUGUCCAGAGAAGACCUCUUAAAGUGUCAACGCUGUGGCCAGGAGGUGUUGGUCUGGGAAAUGCCUGAACACAAUGAUUAUCACUUUGCCCUGGACCUCCAGAAUUCACUCUCUUCCUCUACGAGUUCAGCAGCUCUUUCUACCUCCUCCCCCACUGCCUCCUCUUCUUCCUCUGCAUCUCCUCUCAGAGUGGGAGUAGCAGGCACAGCCCAGUCCUCCAGGGGCAAGACAAAAACCAGAGGCCAGUCAGGACCCCAGCCGAAAAGACACUGCUCUCAAGGUGGCAGUACGGGCACUCUGGAUUCUUUUUUCAAGAGGAAAUGAAAAUGUGACUAAUAGCAUUUUUAAAUUAAAUAAAAUACAAAUUUCAGGUAGUGUGUGUGUGUAUAUAACACAAAUGUGUAAAGACAAUGUGAUUUGCUCUUGUAUUUACUCAAAGAAUGGGAAGCCAUAUUGUUACAGGUCACACUAGGACUUGCUUUAAAUGAUUGAGGUUAGUGAGCUUUAUAUUGUAAGAAUGUUUGUGUUGUAUAUGCUUUUUAUUUAAAGAUGUUUUUUAUAUUGUGUAGUAGUGUCUAUUAUCUUGUAGUAUUCUGACAUGCCAGCAGAUGCCACUAGUCAGUUGAUUAUAAAGCAGAAGUCCACACUCAAAUGUCAGCAUGAAGUUUUCUAGUGAACUCAAGAGAUACAGAAAAUGGUUUGUAAGACAAGAGGGUAUAUAUUUGAAAUACUGUUAAAUGCAAAUGGAAAGUUUGUGGUCUCAGGGAUUAAAACAAAAAUGUUUGGUAAAAUUUCUUCAUUCUGUUUAGUUGUGGCAAGACACCAUAGCUAAUCAGACAUACACAGAACACCAGUCCCACUGAUGAUAAGGCCUGCAGAACUGUCUAAGAGACUGAAGUUUCUAUAAAAUUGGUACAACAUGGGACCACUAACUUCAGAAUUUAAACUACAUAGGGAAAAAUAACUUAUAAAGGGAAAUGUUUGUUCUAAGUCCUGUGACACAAAAGCAUCUGCCUGAUUGUUUUACGAUUUAAUGAUAUACAUUACAUAAAGCCAGGGGUUUGUGAGACCUUUAAUAUUAUUGUCAGUAGAAUGAGCAUUAAGGGCCGUGUCAUCCUGUUUUGUUUUCACUUCUCUACAAAGGUGAGCCGAUUUUCCUGUAGUGCAUGAGCGUUGAAAGGCAGCUGAAGGAGUAAAUUACUCUUGCGUUGCCUUGCAUCAGCUAGAGAGCAGAUAAGGAGGAGCUGUAGCAGGAAAAUGAAACUUUAUCAUGUGUUGUGAGUCAUGGCUAACUGGAUGUAUUACAUGGUUCAAAAUAUUGAGUAACUUUCUGUUUUACUUAGAAGACAACAAAAUGAAACAUCUGCCAAAGAGACAAUAAAGGUUUUAUUCAUGUACAUCAUGAUACACAAAUUGGAUCUGUACAUAAAUAUUGCAUUUCACCCAAAUAAUGAUCAAAAUUCAGUUAAAAGGAACACAGGUCUUAAUGUGAUUUCAAAAAAGUGAAGCUGCGUUGGUGUGAUUAAGAAGACUGCAACGGUGAAAAAGGUGUUUGGAUGAAUUGUAAAAUCGAGAACUUCUAGAAAUCUAUAAAAUACUUCUCAAAUGCAUUAAAACAAACUUUAACCCCUGAUAUAACUUCAUAAAUGCUAUAAAAUAUUUUGGUUGAAAUGCUUUCUAAAUUUUCCUAUCUUUGAAUGCACACAAACUGUGCACAACAAAGUGGGUGCAACAAAACAGGGCAGACAUUUCAGUUGUCCUCGGUAUCACUGAUGUAAGUGGGACAACAAUGUGUGUAUAAAUCACAUCAACAUGCAAUGAUAAAACAGAUGGUAAGGCCAACAGCCUGAAACAGAGUAGCAAUUAACAUUCAUUUUCAAAGUCGUCUUCUAGAUAUUAAAAACUGUUUCUAGUAGUAGCACCGACUUAAGUAGAUGUUCUUGUUUACUAAGUUGUAAAACUUUGGGGUAUAAUGGAAGGCUACUCAAACGGUAGCCCCAUUAGGCACUGUGUUAAACCCCUUCAAAGUUAGUGUCAUCAGUAACUUAAGUGAAGAGACGACAUCAAGUACCACAAACAAUUGCUUUUAAACAAAGCUGCAUCAGUUGGCAGCUUCACAUACUAUAUAAUGCAUAAUCAAACACAUCUCUUUGGGAGAAACCCCUCACCCCCAAGUCAGCAACAGAAACAUUCGCUGAAGUACUUCUGUGAGAGUGGAAUGCUGUCUAAUACAAUAUUGACACUGACCUGAGUAACUAAAGCACUUAAAAGAUAGGCAGCGAGAUCAUUACCAUCUCACUGCACUAUCGUGAGGCAUUAUUUGUGAGUAAAAAAAAAACAAAAAAAAAAACAGAAUU
Molecule: messenger RNA, 4362 nt
Organism: Seriola aureovittata
Lineage: Eukaryota; Metazoa; Chordata; Actinopteri; Carangiformes; Carangidae
Gene: polh
Product: polymerase (DNA directed), eta
Exons: 10
Coding region: 92-2329 (745 amino acids)
Biological process (GO): response to radiation; error-prone translesion synthesis
Cellular component (GO): site of double-strand break; replication fork; nucleus
Molecular function (GO): damaged DNA binding; DNA-directed DNA polymerase activity
Source: RefSeq, a predicted model, not a curated record